AUGGUAAUCGCAAAGUGUCUGCUUGUUAGUUGCCUGCAGAGGUUUUCACGGCUUGGACAGAUAAGAACCCUGGCCGAAGGUCCUUUGGAUGUGAAUUCUGAAGUAGAAGUGAAAGGUUGGCCUAGGAAGGCUUUGAUUCAAGCUCGAGAUGAAAUACGAGAGAAGAAGAAAUGGAUCAAUGAACUUACGGCCACUGUCAAUGAGCUAUCGGUCACUGUCAAUGAGCUAACGGCCACUGUCAAUGGGCUUUGUAUGGAGUUGGAGCAGCAGAAGGUGAAGAAACGAGCUUCUCGUGAAAUGGUUGUAUAUCGACGAUCCAUAAUUAUGUGA
This is a messenger RNA of Eruca vesicaria subsp. sativa (arugula), 330 nucleotides long. The record is from the annotation of a GenBank genome assembly. Lineage: Eukaryota; Viridiplantae; Streptophyta; Magnoliopsida; Brassicales; Brassicaceae.